This is a messenger RNA of Staurois parvus, 4612 nucleotides long. NCBI's taxonomy places the organism in Eukaryota, Metazoa, Chordata, Amphibia, Anura, Ranidae. The record is from the annotation of a GenBank genome assembly.
GUACCGGAGGAAGCAUUGAAGCAUGAAAAAUACACCAGCCAACUUCAGAUGAAUUUAAAGACUUCCAUGAAUAUGAGGACAGAACAUCUUAAAGAACAAUCUUCUCAUGUAGACCCGUCGCCAGGGAAACAGGAUAAGGUGGAGAAGAAACCCCCCAGUGAGCCCUCAAUAUAUCGAACACCGCUCUAUGGGCAGCCAUCUUGGUGGGGAGAUGAUGAUGCAAAUAACAUGCAUGACAAACAUGAGGAGAGGAGGCCGGAAAGAUCAUUUUUCAGACCGACCAAAGGGAAUACCCCCACAUGAAGAAGAAAUGAAUUGUAAUGUGGGGUACAGAGACACCUCAGACCAAUCACUCUAUUCAUUUAGGAGAGAACCAAGCUAUUUUGAAAUUCCCACAAAGGACUUCCAGCAACCAGCCAAAACACCAGAGGCCCAAGUCCAUGAAAUCCCGACCAAGGACACCGAUACUGUGACCCCUCCAGUCAUGCAGAGUCAUGCCUCUUUUACCAUUGAGUUUGAUGAUUGUCGGCCAGGAAAAAUCAAGAUUAAAGACCAUGUCACAAAGUUCUCCAUGAGACAGAGGAGAGCAGGGAAGGAAACCACUCCAGCAGAGAUGGUGUCUGUAGAAAGUAAAGUGGCUGAUUGGUUGGUUCAGAAUGACCCAAGCUUAAUUAGAAGGCCAUCACCCGGAGAAGAUGUAUACAGUACCAAGAGUGACCUUCCCAUCCACAACAGAACACUCAAAGGUAACCGACAUGAAGAUGGUACACAAAGCGAUUCAGAAGAUCAGCCUGUAGCAGUCCCUGAAAAAGAGUCUGUACCUGCCUCAGCUGAUCAGGGAAAACUUCAGCGCCAGAUUAAACGGGAACCAGAAGAGCUGUUGCACAACCAGCAGGCAUUUGUUAUAGAAUUCUUUGACGAUGACGCCCCACGAAAAAAGAGGUCUCAGUCCUUUACACAUACUGCGAAUGCUGCUCAAACUGAUGCCGACUCCAAGGGGAAAAAUGGGGAUAAACGGAAAGCAACAUUACCACCAGAGAAGCCAAAUAUAAAUGGGACAUCUCCACCACCAUCCCUUACCAAACCACUGGCAAACACCUCUUCCUUUCCUCAAAGAUCCAACUCUUUCAGAAGAGAAAAGACUGAUGACCGAAUAAAUACUUCCACCCCGAUAACAGCAAAGCCUCCUUCGAAAAACUUUGGAAGCAUUGGCAAGAAAUCCAAGUUGGCUCAAGAAUACUCCAGUGAGCUUCUGCGUGAAGAAGCAGCAGAAGCAGCCAAAAAGAUAGCUGAACCACCUAUGAGCCUACCUUUGUCAUCUGGGAUCAUGCAACAAACCACCAACCCAAUGGAGUCUACCAGUGUUGUACCUUCUGUGCCUCUAGAACCUGAUAACAGACCAGUGAGAGACAAGAAGAAUGAAGAAGAGGACAGCUUGAGUGAUGCUGGGACAUAUACAAUUGAAACUGAGAAUCAAGAUAAAGAGGUUGAAGAAGCUCGGAAAAGAAUUGAUGAGGUGUUUGGAAUCUUUGAUCCAGAGGAGUAUUCCAUGAUCUCCUCAACAGUGUACAGACCGAUCAUUAAUUUGGAAAAAGAAGAAUCCUCUAUGAAAGACAGCAGUGUGAAUCAUAAGUCUAUGAUGCUGUCAAUAACUCAGACUUCAAAAGCAUUUAAUGGUUCUCAGGCUGAUGGCCAGGCCACAAAAUCAUCUGGCUCUAAUGCCAAAAGUGGACAGAAAUGGGUUUCACGAUGGGCAAGCCUUGCUGACAGCUACCCUGAUGCCUCUCCAACGUCUCCUUUAGAAGGUCAAAAGCUGGAAUUAACUGUAGAUAAUGGUCAUAAUACUGACCUUGCAGAAAUUCUUGGUGAUGGAGAUACCUCAUUCCCAUCAAGGACAAGGAGACUCCUUCCUCAGCUCCCUCCCAAUGACAAAUCUGAAAGUCCUACACCUAUUAUUUUGGUGCGGACAGAGUGCAUUUCUGAAGUUCCCAAAAAGAUUGCAGUAGAGGGUGAUGAGAAAACUUCUCCAGCAGAGCAAAACAGUUUAUUGAACAUACAGGAAGAUUUGGAUCCAGAUAGCCUAAGUGAUGCUAGCAAGUCCGAUGAUGGUGUCUUAUCUAGUAGAAAGUCUAAUCCAUCACCUAACGCAUCUAGAAGUGUUUGGAGGAGAGAUGAUUUUAGUAGUCAUGAACAAAGUGUUCAUAAAACGUGUAAAGCACCUACUGAAUUGAAAUCUACUUCCUUUUAUGUAGGUAGUGAUAACGAAAUAGGACGUUUACCACACGCAAAUGCUGCACUACCUGUUGUAGACAUGCAAAAAGAUUAUAAAGCUUAUGAUGUCCAAGUGAAACUAAAGGAUAACCAGCAGCAACCUCCAGAGCCUACGAAUGCUGAAGGAAUAGGUAACCAGCUGUUGAAGACAGAUAAUGGAUCUUCGGGGGAAUCCGUUUCAUUUGUCCGACAGGAAAGCUUUACCAAAGAGAAAUCCAGCAGUAAUGUAUCCCCUACUAAGCUUCCACAUAUCUCAACCCAUCCCUUGCUUAAAGAUCUCAAUGUUACAAAGUCCACCACUGACUACAGCCAAGAGACCCGUCAGAUUCUCAAGGAGACUGAGACUGCUUUAGCAGCUCUAGAAGCCAAGCUUUUUUCUCAAAAUCAUCUUGAGGGCAUUGACAGUGUUCAGUGUCCACCAGAUGAUUCCUUAUCUGGAGAUUCGGAUGUGGAUACUGCCAGCACUGUAAGUUUGGUUAGUGAUAAGAAUGUGCCAAGUCAUCCUCAAAAAAAUAGAGUUGUAGGCCUUCAUAAGGAAAAGUCCUCUUCUGCUUCUUCUAUACAAGAUCAUUACAGCCAACCCACUGCUCGGGAGAGACUCUCUGAAAAACGGAGGACUGGUGGUGCUGAUGUAGGGACCAGGAGAGAUGCCACCAAGCGAUUUGAAAUGAAGCGCAGCACUGGACCCCGUGGUUCACUUGACUUUACAGAUGAAGAACGAAGCUCCAGUCUUCCUUAUAUACCAACCGAUACUGUAUCCUCAGACUAUGAACAUUCUUCAUCAAGGAAUCUCUCAAGAAGGAGACCUUAUGCUCAGUCAGCCAAGGAAGAUACAAACAGAACUUCAUCAAAUGCACAAAAGGUUCAGCAGGCACUCACCAGGUCAAACAGCCUAUCAACUCCUAGGCCUACACGAGCUUCUAAAUUACGGCGGGCCCGACUAGGUGAAGCUUCUGACAAUGAAAGCGCUGAUGCUGAAAGAUUGAACAGUCCAGAAGUAUCUUCUGCAAACUCUUCCUCAGCCAAAAGCUCUUCUGAAUCCAAAAAACUUUCCAGGCUUGAUAUCCUGGCAAUGCCAAGAAAGCGGACUGGCUCUUUCAAUGUUCCAAGUGACUCUGAAGUUUCUUCUCCAAGGACAGGCUUUUCAGGACGUAGCACAGACCAGGGUUAUACAAGUCGUAAACCUGCUAUGGCAGAGGUCAAACAACCCAUCAAGAAACCUGUAGCACCUGUACCCAAACAACCUUUAACAAGAGCACGAUCAGGUAGUGUCAAGUACUCUUCCAUAUCCUCAUCAAGACGGAGGCAGCAGGGUUCAGAUUAUUUGUCUACAUCUGAGGAGGAAUAUGGCUCUAAUCACAGCACCCCUAAACACAAACGAUCCCAUGCUUCAACAGCCACUCAGACCCCCCGGGCCACUACCAGCGUUUCUCAAAGUCAAAGGCACAACCGGCUUCAGGAUGAUGAUGAUGAUGACCAGGAGGUGUACAACAACUUCAUGGCACAAUCUGUUGAAAUUGCAGAAAUAGCCAGGUUAAGUCAAACCCUGGUAAAAGAUGUAGCCAGCUUGGCUAAAGAGAUACAUGAAGUAGCUGGAGAUGGGGAUUCCCAGAGCUCCUCCGGGACAGGACACAGUACCUCUUUAAGCUCUGUGCCAAAUACACCGGCCUCCAUCAUUUCUGCGAGGGAAGAGGUAAGAUUGCAUUGUAUAAUAAAAACAAAAAGUCACCAGUUGGUCCAUCAUAUCCCAGAGGCAGGUCUAAAUUAUCAAAAAGUCCCACCAGGCUCCACAGGAAUAGAAUUUGAUCAGAACAUGAAUGACAGUCGAGAGGAUGAUCCUUUAAAAAGGAGAGCAAGAAACAGAGAGGAGGUAAUAUUUGACAACCUCAUGCUGAAUCCUGUAUCGCAGCUGUCACAUACAAUAUGCGCAAACACCGAGAUACUUACUGAAAAAAUGAAAAUUUUAUUUAAGAACAAAGAGAAAAGCUGGGAAGAUAUUGAGGCGAAAAUUAAUGCUGAAAAUGAAGUGCCAAUCCUCAAAACAUCUAACAAGGAGAUAAGCUCUAUUUUGAAAGAGUUGAGAAGAGUCCAAAAGCAGCUAGAAGUCAUAAAUGCCAUCAUUGACCCAGCAGGACAUCUAGAGGUCAUGACCAGCAACAAGAAAGCCUCACCAGCCCUUCAGUCUUCAAUGCCCCAAAUCAGGACUAACAGUUCUCUUUUAGGAAUGGAGUCCAACCAACCCGUCCAUGUCAGAAACUACUUACAAAAGUCCAGCUCUGGAUCUUCACGAUCUCCAGAAUCCAGCUUUGGUAGAGAUGAGGAUGGAGCUUAUAUUGUCUGA